Erinaceus europaeus (western European hedgehog) is the source of this 939-nucleotide messenger RNA. RefSeq names its product olfactory receptor 14C36. Gene Ontology annotation, biological process: G protein-coupled receptor signaling pathway. Bases 1 to 939 code for a protein of 312 amino acids. Gene Ontology annotation, molecular function: olfactory receptor activity; G protein-coupled receptor activity. Gene Ontology annotation, cellular component: membrane. The transcript has a single exon. The record is from RefSeq and is a predicted model, not a curated record. NCBI's taxonomy places the organism in Eukaryota, Metazoa, Chordata, Mammalia, Eulipotyphla, Erinaceidae.
AUGCACAACUCUACUACGAUAAUGGAAUUUCUUCUGAUGGGGUUUUCAGAUGUUUGGGAACUACGGAUCAUACAUGCCUUGUCCUUCUUUCUCAUGUAUUUGGUCACUGUAAUAGGGAAUGUUCUUAUUGUUACAGUCACCACCUUUGACAGGAGUCUUCACACUCCCAUGUAUUUCUUCCUCAGGAAUCUGUCCAUCUUAGAUGCAUGCUACAUCUCUGUAACAGUUCCUAACUCAUGCAUCAAUUCCAUGCUUGACAACAGCACCAUUUCAAAGGUUGGGUGUAUAGCUCAGGUUUUCCUUGUGGUUUUCUUUGUAUAUGUGGAGCUUCUGUUUCUCACGAUCAUGGCCCGUGACCGUUAUGUGGCCAUCUGUCAGCCUCUCCAUUACACUAUGAUCAUGAGCCCUCGGAUAUGCAGCCAAAUGACACUGGCUUCCAUACUCAGUGGUCUCAUCUAUGCAAGUAUGCACACUAGUAACACAUUCCGGUUACCCUUCUGCCAGUCCAAUGUCAUUCAUCAGUUUUUCUGUGACAUCCCCUCUCUGUUGAAGCUUUCCUGCUCUGACAUAUUUAGCAAUGAGAUGGUGAUUAUUGCUUCUAGCCUGGGGAUUGGCGGUGGCUGUUUUAUCUUCAUCAUCAGGUCUUACAUUCACAUAUUUUCUACUGUGCUCAAGUUUCCAAGUGGAGCAGAUAGAACAAAGGCCUUUUCGACCUGUGUCCCUCACAUCCUUGUGGUGUCUGUCUUCCUCAGCUCAGGCUUCUAUGUAUACCUGAGACCAUCUGCAAUCACUGCCACAGUCCAGGACAUGGUUCUCUCAGUUUUCUAUUCCAUAAUCCCCCCACUUUUCAACCCUAUUAUCUACAGUCUUAGAAAUGAACAAAUAAAACGUGUCAUCAAGAGAAUGAUGGGAAGAAUGUUUUACUCAAGAAAUGUAUAA